AUGGUAGGCUCAGAGCCUGCUCAGACCUCCAACGGUCAAGAGAUGGAGUCGCGCUCUUCGGAAGAAGUCGCACAUGCGAAUCCUCCGACAGACCCAUCAGUACACGUUUCGGCUGUCGUUCCACACGAGCCUCGCGAUGUACUGCAAGCCUCGCACUUCGAAGGUGCCACACGACUCCUCUCGCAAUCAGCCCUCGUUGUUACACGCGAGGUCGAAAUGAUGAAUAUCUUCCUUGGCUUCGAGCAGGCCAACAAGUACUCGAUCCAUGCUCCCUCCGGCGAACUCGUCGGAUACCUCGCCGAAGAAGAACAAGGCUUAUUGGGAGGGGCGCUGCAACGUCAGCUUCUGCGCACUCACCGUCCCUUCCGCGCGACCGUGAUGGACGCCUCUGGCAAGCCGGUGCUCAUGAUCCGUCGUCCGUUCACCUGGAUCAACUCGACCGCGCACAUCUACGCCGUGCGUUCGGACUAUCCUGUGGGCUACGGAGCUCCGCAGGACUCCGACCUCGAGCUCAUCGGCGAGGUGCAGCAGCGCUGGCAUCUGUACAGGCGUCGAUACGAGCUUUUCCUCAGACGAACCAAUGAGGACGAAGGUGGAGACAACUUUGUCCAGUUUGCUCAGAUCGACGCAGGCUUCUUGAGCUGGACCUUUUUGAUGCAGGAUGCAGAUAGCAAGCUGGUCGGCGCCAUCGACCGCAACUUCCGGGGCUUUGGGCGCGAGAUCUUCACCGACACGGGGCAGUAUGUCUUGCGAUUCGACUCGGUCGGCGAAACAGCCAUGACCGACGCCCGUCUGUCUGCACCUGCAGCUACUGAGUCUCAAUCAAAGCCGACGGGCAUCGCCGAAGGCAUGGAGCUGGUCCAGAGCCACGGCACCCGACCGCUGACCCUGGACGAGCGAGCAGUAGCCCUGGCGACCGCGGUCAGCAUCGACUUUGACUACUUCAGCCGGCACUCGGAGGGCAUGCAUGGUGGCGGAGGGAUGUUUCCGUGGUUCUACAUGGGUGGCAUGGGCGGUGGAGGUGGAGAAGCUGCCGAAGCGCCCGCAGGUGGGCCGCAGGGGGAAAACGUACCCGCCAACCACGGUGGAGCAGACAACGGCUUUGGAACGGGCGUUGCGGGCGGAGCUAUCGGCAGCGGCAUGGACUUUCCCUACGGUGCGUCUGACUCAGGUAUGACCGAAGACGGACGACUAGGCCAGCCUCCGUCGAAUCCUGCAGAGUACGGACAGGACUCGACGCCUUCUCCACCACAGAACGAGAGCCCGUGGUGGGGUGUUGACCAGCAGCAACAGCAACAGUCAGGCGAGGGAGACGUGUGGGGAGCCGGGGAGAGUGAUCCGUGGGCAGGCGCACAAGAUACACAGCAGCCAGACGAGGGUUUCUGGGGUGGAUGGGGCGGUAACGGCGGCGAUGGUGGGGGUGGAUGGGGCGGCUUCUUCGGCGGUGAUGGCGAUGGUGGAAGUGAUUGGUGA
Messenger RNA from Sporisorium graminicola, 1473 nucleotides. RefSeq lists its product as uncharacterized. Gene Ontology annotation, molecular function: phospholipid scramblase activity. Bases 1 to 1473 code for a protein of 490 amino acids. Gene Ontology annotation, biological process: plasma membrane phospholipid scrambling. The record is from RefSeq and is a predicted model, not a curated record. The transcript has a single exon. NCBI's taxonomy places the organism in Eukaryota, Fungi, Basidiomycota, Ustilaginomycetes, Ustilaginales, Ustilaginaceae. Gene Ontology annotation, cellular component: plasma membrane.